GUCAGAGAGUUUUAUACUGGAUCCCUGUGCUGUUCAUAUGGCUUAUUGUGGCAUGGUCCUACUACGCCUAUGUCGUGCAACUCUGCAUAGCUGUCAUGAGCAUGUCACCAUGGAGCCAACUGUGGAGAGCUAUAGCACUCCAUCAACCUGAAUGGAGGAGUUGGUGCUAUUGAACAUAACACUCUCAUUGAUGAGAACUGUGCUGAAAUCAGUUUUAUUUUCUGAGGGGGGGUUGAAGAGAAUGAGCAUCAAGGGAUUCAGUCCUUGUGCAGUUUGUUUCAUCUGAGGGAGAGUGAAACCCCCCCAGAUAAACUGCGGUAGCUCCUGGAGGUGCGUGAGUGACGUGUUGGAGGCAGAGAGCACAGACCCAACUGCUGAUGUUGUUGCUGAGUUAUGCCAUCCUUUAUGCUGAACUGCAGUCAGCUAAUCUCUGCAGACAACCCUUUUAUAGAUGAACUCCCUCUCUGGAUAGGAUCAAGUGGGAAAACUGUGAUCAAAUCACCGAACUGCAGUCCAAAACAAAGGAAAACAUUGUGCAGGAGAAUCACAGAACCACAGAGAACCACUUCAGGUAUCACUGCAACCACACUGGUGACCAUCUGCUGCUGACUGACCUUCUGUGUGCUGCACGGAUGUUUUCCGAGAUACUUCACAAAAUAUUACAAGUUUGCUAUUAGAAAUUGCCAAGUGUAUCCAUGAAGCUUAGAUCAAGAACUGGCACAAUGAUUGUUUACAUGCUUUAAAUAAGCAACAGUUGAAAACAUGGCGGAGAAAAUAGUUUACCUACUGGCCUACCAUGUACUCUUCAUCAUGUUUGUAUGGGCAUAUUGGCAAACCAUCUUCACCAAGCCUCUGAAUCCUCUCAAAGAGUUCCACCUGUCCCACUCUGACAAAGAGCUACUGGAGCGAGAGGAUCGUGGAGAAUCUCAGCAGGAGAUCUUAAGAAGAUUAGCCAAGGAUUUACCCAUCUAUACCCGCACAACAUCUGGAGCUAUCCGCUACUGUGACCGAUGCUACGUGGUGAAACCUGACCGAUGCCAUCACUGUUCAGUCUGUGAUAAGUGCAUCUUGAAGAUGGAUCACCACUGUCCAUGGGUGAACAAUUGCGUGGGCUUCUCAAACUACAAGUUUUUUAUGCUUUUCCUCACUUACUCUUUGCUGUAUUGCCUCUUCGUCACGGCGACAGACCUACAGUACUUCAUUCAGUUCUGGACUAAUGGCUUGCCUGACACUCAAGCCAAGUUCCAUAUCAUGUUCCUGUUCUUUGCUGCCUCCAUGUUCUCAGUCAGUCUGGCCUCACUGUUUGCCUAUCACUGCUGGCUUGUCUGUAAAAAUAGAUCCACCCUAGAGGUCUUCCGUGCACCUGCCUUUCGUCAUGGAACUGACAAGAAUGGUUUCAGUCUCGGUGUAAGCAAGAACUUUCGCCAAGUCUUUGGUGAUGAGAAGAAAUAUUGGCUCCUACCUGUUUUUACCAGUCUUGGUGAUGGCUGCUCCUUCCCCACCUGCCUAAUGAACCCUGACCCUGAACAGCCUGCUUCACCAUCUGGAAAUGCUGCCAUCAAAAGUGAUGGAGAAACCCAUCUAUUCCCUGCUAAACCUCUGAGAGAGUCUCAGAGCCGUCUGCUGAGUAACGGGCUGAGCUGGGCAGAGAGUGAGGGGACAGGCAACAAAGACUGCCAAGGCACAAUCAAUCCAGCCAUGACUAUGGAGAAGGAAACCUAGGUCCAUCACAAUACGGACUUCUUUAAAGAGAAGAAGGUACCGCUAUGGUUAUGCUCUUUGUCCAUGAAAGUAGAAAUUCCCAUUUGUACCGGAAAUGGUGUUUGGCUGCGGCAACAUACCACUGUCCAUUUGCUUUCUAAUCUAAUUGCUUGAGUAGGGUGCUUCUUUAUAAAAGCUCACUGCAGAAUUACAAGUUUGUAUAUUUAUGAGGAUGUGGUUAGGACACAGAGUCCAUUUUGUACUGUAUAGAGACUAAGUGUGUGUACACUGUGCCUAAAGAAACUUGCUGAAAAUCGUUGCACUCUGGGUGACAUUUGACUUGCACACUUUGUGACCCAUUUAGAACUCAUUACCAUGGAUUAAAUGAUCACCAAAGUUAUUAUUUACAGUUAAUGCCUUGAUAAAACUUGUGGUAUUUGUGUUUAAGGCUAAAUUUUAUAUCAAUUUGGGAUUAAAUGUGUUUUUGUGCAUGCUAUGUACUGCAUAUGUACUAUAUAUAUUACAUUUCAACUGAAAUUUGAAGACCCAACUGAGGCACUGUAAUACACACCUCAAUUGCUGGGCCAUGAACUGCUGUCAAAUCUGUUCAAAGGAAGCGCACCUUUUUAUGUUUCUCUUGUUGGCAUGUUUAGGUAAAGAUGUUUGUAUUUUUAAUAGUCUGUGUCAUAUUGAGAACCUGUCUUUCUGGCCCUUGUGUAUAUCAACCUGUAUAUCACUAAUUAUUCUAAAAUUCAUUUGUACAACAGUUCAAAUAUAAGACAUUUUGCUAUAUUGACAUAUUUAAGGCACUCACCUAACUUUCCAAAUCUUCUACCUUAUACAUGCUCCAGAGCUGUGCAGGACCAAAUGGACGGAUAGAGAGGUUUUUGUUCCGAGCCAAAAAAACCCCCCACAGAAGCAGUGACUUACAACCGGCUUGAGAAACAGUAGAAUGUUGUGACCUCAUAAGCACAGGAAGUACUAGCUCAUUUGCACUUUGGAUUAAUGUACAUGUGAAAACCUGUAAACAUGAAUUCAGUUUUUUUUUCAGUGUUAAAAACAGUGCUGAUGCAUUAGGAAUACAUCUAGGAAAUAGACAUUUCUACUACAUUUUUCAAUUUUGGAAAAUAAUUCAAAUAAGUAAUUUUGUUUGGAAAGGGUAUCAGUUGAUACUGAUAUUCCAAAUUGUGGUGGUGUAUGUUCAGACAGGAUUAUUAAUGUAGUUGCUAAUACAAAAUGAGAGAAUGAACACACCAUGCUUGAAAUCAGGUAUGAUGUUUACACAGUUACCGCAUUGCAGAAAAUGUAUCUGUGGCUUUGGACAGAGGGUCAAAAUGUCUCCAAGGGCUCAAUUUUUCUCUUUGAUAAUGUUUUUCAUUUAAUAUGAUGCCAAGAGUAUUGCAUGAUAUAGGAUACAUCUAAAACAGUACAUCAACAGUAUCUUUUUCACUAAGGGAUAAUGUACAGUAGACUAGACAAGUCAAGGCUUUUUAAAAGUGAUGGGGCGUUUUUUAUGUGCCAUUUUCAUCUUUAUCAUGGAACAUUAUCAAGAAACCCCUUUAUUUCAUACAAUUCUAUGAACCAGAGUAUAGCGUAAUAGCUGAUUGCAUGUUAACUUUACUUUUUGAAAACUUGUGUUAAAAUCAUUUUGCCUCACCCAGACCAAAUUAAAACUGUACUUCUCAUGUUUUCCAUAACCAAGUGGAUUUAUUUAUUCUGGAUCAUCAAUUACUAAUGAUUUGGUGAAAUGACUUUUUUAGAUUAUUUUUUCAUUUGAAACAAUAAAUCACAUGCUUUACGUA
Molecule: messenger RNA, 3503 nt
Organism: Electrophorus electricus (electric eel)
Lineage: Eukaryota; Metazoa; Chordata; Actinopteri; Gymnotiformes; Gymnotidae
Source: RefSeq, a predicted model, not a curated record